Molecule: messenger RNA, 4893 nt
Organism: Nezara viridula (southern green stink bug)
Lineage: Eukaryota; Metazoa; Arthropoda; Insecta; Hemiptera; Pentatomidae
Source: the annotation of a GenBank genome assembly
AUGAGCAGCGGGGGCGGGGCGGGGGGCGGGGAGGGGGGCUACGGGGGGGCCGCCCUCUCGGCUGCCGCCAUGGUCGCCGCCGCCACCGCCACCGCAACCGCCACUGCCAGCGUCGUCGCCCUCCAGGACCGCCACGACAUGAGCAGUCAGUACGGCCAGAUGCAGGGGGUGGGAGGCCAGUACAAUACUGGCGGUUAUGCUCAAAGAGGCCCUCCUGCUAACAUGCCGAUGAACGGAAUGGGCGGGAUGGGACAGAUGGGGAUGGGAAUGAUGCAAUCUGGACCAAUGCACGGUGGGAUGAUCCCUGGAGGAGCUAUGCAGCCGGGCGGAGGACCCAUGAAAGGAAUGCCAAUGCAGGGCGGAAACGGAGGACAAGUCUACCAUAGGCGAUUGGCACCGUACCCAAGUCCCGCAAUGCACAUGAACCAGAAGAGAGGGCAGUACCCAAGUCCGGGACCUGCUCCAAAUAUGCAACAACCCUUUCCGCCAAACAACACACCUCAAUAUGGUGCAGGUUAUGGCGCUAGGGGUCCAGCAUUCCAAGCCCAGUAUCAGCAGCAGGCGAUGUUUCCCGGGAACGGAGCAGUGAGGGGCGGUGGGAUGAGGCAGGCGACUCCUCCCUACCAGUACCCUUACCAAGGAGGAGGUUUUCAAGAGCGGGCUUCUUACCAGCACAGCCCGAUACCUGGAAAUCCGACUCCGCCCCUCACCCCAGCCAACAGCAUGCCCCCUUACCCGGACAUUAAGCCUAGUUUUAAUGAUUUAAAGCAGCCCAUCAUACCACCGAAGGAUGAUGAGCUGAGGUUGACAUUCCCCGUUCGAGAUGGUAUAAUCUUACCCCCUUUCAGGCUGGAGCACAACCUCGCUGUGAGUAAUCAUGUCUUCCAGCUGAAGCCUACAGUCCACCAAACUUUAAUGUGGAGGUCGGAUUUGGAGCUUCAGUUGAAGUGUUUUCAUCACGAGGAUCGUGCUAUGAAUACAAACUGGCCGGCAAGUGUGCAAGUUUCUGUAAAUGCGACACCUCUUUCCAUCGACCGGGGAGAGAACAAAACAUCUCACAAACCUCUCUAUCUCAAGGAGGUUUGCCAAGCGGGUAGAAAUACUAUACAAAUCACUGUCUCCGCCUGCUGUUGUUCGCACCUUUUCGUACUUCAACUGGUGCAUAGGCCCAGCGUAAGAAGUGUACUUCAAGGUCUUUUGAGGAAAAGACUCCUCACCGCUGAUCACUGUAUAGCAAAAAUAAAGAGAAAUUUUAAUAAUACGUCGUCCACCAAUUCGUACAACUGUGUGGAAAAAGAUGGAGUGGAACAGACAGCUCUCAAGGUAUCCUUGAAGUGUCCGAUAACCUUUAAGAAGAUCACGUUACCUGCGAGAGGCCAUGACUGCAAGCAUAUUCAGUGCUUUGACCUCGAGUCAUACCUGCAGCUUAAUUGUGAAAGAGGGGCAUGGAGAUGUCCAGUUUGCAACAAGCCCGCCCAGCUCGAGGGGCUGGAGGUUGACCAGUACAUGUGGGGCAUUCUGAACACCCUUAAUACAUCAGAAGUUGAAGAGGUAACGAUAGAUGCUGCCGCCAAUUGGAAGCCUUCGAGAGGGUUGCAAGGCAUCAAGACGGAAGAUGAAGGUACCGAGUCAUGCGGAAACAAACGGAUAAGCAAAGCCAUGUCUCCUGGAAGCAUGACCCUACCGACGAUGAACAAUUGGGACAUGAGCCAAUCAAUGUCACCAUAUAUACCGCCGGAUAUGAAUAGCAUUGCAAGUGGCUCUAUGAUGAAUUCAAAUGGUCCACCACCCUAUCCUGCCGGAUCUAUGGGUCGUAGUUAUGAGUUCAACCCUGCUACAACUAGCAGUUCUGAUUUCUCGACAACGCCUCUUUCUCACCUAAACGACAGUCAACCUCCCUUAGAUCCUCUUAAUGCAAUGGAGAAAUCAUUAAACGAACAGAUGCCCCACACCCCCCACACGCCACAUACCCCCCACACACCUCACACUCCAGCCGGCGCUGGGAGCGGGCCUCCGAGUGUGCCUCCUCCUCCAGAACCGAACCCGUCGGACGACAUCCCUUCUGAUCUUAACUUUGAUCCUGCAGCAGUAAUUGACGGAGAAGGGCAAGGCCAAGAAGGGCUAAAUCUGUUACCUGACAAUGUAGUGGAUCCCAUGGAACUGUUAUCCUAUCUCGACCCACCAGACUUGGCGACACCUCCGAGCAGCGGUGCCUCGAGCAAUGGUAACAUCGGUACCCCUACUGCAAAUACCAGCGACGACAUACUUGCUCUCUUCGAGUGAAGACAUCUUUAAGCCUCAAUGUUCCUUUCUUAAACAAUUCUAGAGUUGCCAUUUUGUCAAAAGACGAUGAAUGUAUGCAUAAAUAUUAAUGUAUAUAUUUCUAUAUAUAAAAGUGCGCAAUGUUCCUCUUCUCCCACCUCUUCCUUAUUUUGUGGUUUAAUGCCCUCGCAUGAGCAGACUUUGCCGAUGGGUGAAUUUGAGUAUUUUCAGUUCCUUUCCAUCAAUUGUCAAUUUUUAUCUAGUUUUUAGGCAAAUUUUAUAUUUUGCCCCCUCUCCUACCGAAAAUUCAACUUGUCCCAUCAGGCUAGUAUAUAACAGAAGUGUUUCUGUGAAAUGUGAUGGAUUUAAACCAUGAGGUGUAAUUCUCGCCGAAACUAUUUUAUGCCUCUGGUACUGGUCAAUCGUACCAUGUGGGUGGCAAUUGUAUUAAGGAGAAUGUCCUCUUUUACCUGACCAAUAUUCCUAUUAAAAGAAAUAAGAUAUGUACUAGCGGAAACCACAAUUUUGUAAAUGAAAACCGUGGUUUAUUGCUAAUUGUAGAUAUAUAUGAUGCCCGGUCGCUCAUGGAGCAAGAAUGAAGCGACCGUAUUGUAUUUAAAACUGUGUAAAUAUUAAUACUAAUAAUAUUAUCUAUUAUAAUGGCACACAAGUAUAUAAAGUUAUCUAAGUGGCGGCCAGUUUUUUCUUCUAUUAGUUAUAAUUGAAUAGUUACAAUAGUAAAGAUUAAAAUUAAAAAGUAAAAAUAAUCGAUGAUUAUCGAAAUAUUAUAUUUUAAAUCCUGUCGGAACCAAAUGUAGUCAAAAGAUGGUAGAAAUUAUACUUUGAUUUUAGGAUGUGGGUGUCGAGAUGUUGUGUUUUGCAAUUGUGCGUGACUGAAAUUCUAAAAGUGACAAAAACUGUUCUUCAUUUAUCUCUGUGUACUAACCGCUUUUACCAUCGUUUUAUUAGACUAUUAGAAUCGUCACUACAGUGUAGUAGCGGCCCAUACGCACACAAAACAAUAUUUCAAUACGAUUUGUUGGUGCGCAGAACUUGGGCAUUAGUUGAACUGUUGACAGUUUGAUUUUAUAGAUAUAUUUUAACUGUAUAAACGAACCUAAACAAAAUCCAACAAACGUAUCAGAUUACUUUAAAUCUAGAUUUUUAUAAAGUAUUUGACAAAAACUUGAAUCAAAAUUAAUGUUAGUCCUUAAAGUGAUCAAGAAGAAGUGUUUUCUGUGCGUAUCGGGAUCGAUAGAUAAGUGAGGGGGAGGUUGAUGUAUUAUAAAUUAUCAUAUAUUGUAUAAAUAAAGACCUACACUCUUUGGAGCCUGUCAAAUUGUUAUAUUUAUCUUAAUGUUAAAUGUGUGUCAACUCCUAUUAUAGAAUUAUAUAGAUCAGAAAAUCUCAAAUAAUUUAAUCUAAAUGUGUCUUGGACGGAGAAUUUUCUAGAUUUGGAGAACAAAAUAAAGAAACCCAGUGCCUUUUGCAAGAUUGUGUCUGUUUUGUUUUAUUAAGACAUAAUGAUCUCAUCUAACGUGAGGAGACGAUAUAAUGGUAGUUGACCUCACCUUACUCAAAUUGUAUAUUCUAAAAUAUGUGCGCGUUACCUGCUCGUCAUAAGAGUGUAGGUGUCUCUUUGUACAUUUAAUUUGCCAAGUAUUAUACGGUGAUGUAUUAGGUUUAAUACCCGUAGCUCUAUUGUGUGCUCUGUUGCAAAUGGAUCUUUAGACAAAUGCUGUCGUCUGACGAAACAAUCACAGUACAAAAGUUUUGAAAAUAUAUUUUAAUUGUCUGUUCUCUCUAGUUUAUAUGAAAGUUAGUACAAUCAAUAUCUUGUAAAUUGUUCUCAAGUUGUGUUAAUUGUAUGUUUUGUUUAUUAUCGAAGAAAAGGGGAAAAACAUUUUUGAUUUUUGUCACUAUUAUUCUUAUAAGUGCUCUAUGUUAGAAAUUUAAGCCUUUAUUAUAUUUAACAGAACUCAAUACAAGGGGUUAUUAAUUUCUUUCCAUCUCAUACUGAAAUAAAAAUUUACAAUGAAAAAAAAAAGAAAAUGUGUCGAGGGAACAUAAUUUCUACAAGAGAAUAGGUAUUUUGAGUUUCAUGUAUCAGAAUGAAUAAAUUGACCCGAGGUGGUUAGAGUUCAUGCUCUUCUUCAUUCUGGCACAUUGUAUAAAUAUACAAUAAGAAUUAGUACCUACGUUAAAUUACAAGUUAAUAUAAUAUUGACUAGAGUGCAGUUCUGUUUAAAAAAAAAAUAGCUGUUGUAUUAUUACGUAAAUGAGCAGAGAUAUAUUUUUGUUUUGUAUAAGUUAUAAGGCAAAGGCAUUUGUUUCUAUAUGUCUAGUUGUGAUUGGAAAUUAUGAUAAAGUUUUCUAUUUAUUUCAGAUUUUUUCCAUCCGUUAGAGCAAAACAGAUAUUAAAAGAAAAAAAAUGUAUAAAUUGAAACAUUAUCCUAUUUUGGACCAAAUUAUUGUAUGCCUAAAUAUAAUUUAUGUUACAUUUCUGAAAUAAGGUAUUAUAUUUAUUAUAUUCUAUAAUUUUGGUUCACUUAAAUAAAUAUAUAUAUAUAUAUAUAAAUAUAUUAUGCCAGAUGCUGAUACAUCUGGUGAACAAAUAUAACACUGAACAAU